AACGUGGAAGGCCAAUAAAGUAAAUGUAGUUGGGAAAUAUAUGUAUAUAUCCUUAGGUUAAUUUGAAGAUGACCUGGUAAAACAGGUAGGCUAAAUAUUCCAGAAGUUUCCAGGACUGCCAUACAUCAGUAGUCCAUGAUUUUCUGUUACACUUAUUCCUCUGACGUCAUCCGCGCUCCCACGCGCGUCCACGUGCGCUCGGCCUGUCCGGCUCUCCCCUUUAAAAGUUUCAGCCCGCAAGAGAAGCGCCACAAUCUGUCUGUGCGCAGAGCAGGGCGCACAGGUGCGCGCGCAGAAACUAUGAGUAGGACGCUCCUUUUCCCGCUGUUGCUGCUGCUGCUGCUUUGCGGCAGUUCCGCAGGAGAACCGCAGACUCCAGCUGCUGUAGAAGAGUAUUACAUAGCGGCUGUGGAGAUCGGCUGGGACUACAUCCACCUGGAUGAUGCGUCUGAGCAAAGGGUCAAAGCUGUUCCUCAAAAAUACAUCAAGGCAGUUUAUAGAGAGUACACAGACUCUACAUACACCAUCCCUAAGGAGAGACCAGCCUGGGCAGGUAUUCAGGGGCCGACCAUUGUCACUCAGGCUGGCCAUAGAGUGGUGGUGCACUUCAAAAACCUUGCGUCUCAGCCGUACAGCAUCAGCCCUGUGGGGAUCACGUACUGGAAGCAGUCUGAAGGAGCCGGGUAUGAUGACUCUACUGCAGGCCAGGAGAAGGAGGACGAUGCCGUCUCCCCCGGAGGACAGUACGAGUACGUGUGGGACAUCAACCCAAAAGAUGGCCCCACCGUCAGUGACCCUGAGUGCCUCACCUAUUCGUACUCAUCCCAGGUGGAUACAGUCAGAGACACCAACUCUGGCCUCAUGGGCGCCCUGCUCAUCUGUAAAUCAAGCGCCUUCACUGAGGACGGUCGUAGGAGAUACCCAGCCUUUGUCCUGCUCCUCGCAGUCUUCGACGAGACUCAAAGCUGGUAUGGAGAAAGGAUGAGCAGAGAGAUGUUCAAGAUGAGCGAAGGCAGGAAGGUCUACCACACCAUCAACGGAUAUGUCAACUCUACUCUACCUGGUUUGACAAUGUGUCACAACCAUCAUAUUGUGUUCUGGCAUCUGAUUGGGAUGAGCACUGCUCCAGAAAUCCACUCCAUCCACUUCCAGGAUCACUCCCUGCAGGUGAUGGCACAUCGUAAAGUCAACUUGGAAAUAACCUCGAUGUCAUUCAUCACUGCAGAAAUGAGACCCACCUCUCCAGGCCGCUUCCUCAUCAGUUGCCAGAUACAUUCUCAUCGCUACGAUGGGAUGAAUGCAGAAUUCAAUGUGGAGAAAUGCCCUGAGCCCGAGGUGCGCAAUGUCAAAAUGGACAGCGAGGAGAUGAGUUACGAGGACUACGCCUCCAUGUUCAACACUGUCAACAUUCCGAAGCCUCCGUUUCAAGUGAGAUCCAGCCGAGAACAGUCCAGAACAUGGAAGCAUUUUAUUGCUGCUGAGGAGAUCCCGUGGGACUACACUCCUCAUCUUAAACCUACAGACAGCUUGUUGCAGUCGCGAUAUUUACCUGCACCUCCCCAUCACCUGGGUUACAAGUAUAAGAAAGUUGCAUUCGUGGAAUACACUGACGCGUCCUUUACCCGGAGGAAAAACCUCCAGCAAACAUUGCUGGGUCCAGUACUGAAAGGAAAAGUCAAUGAUGAGAUCCAUAUCGUCUUCAAAAACAUGGCCAGUCGUCCCUUUAAUAUCUAUCCCAACGGCCUCACUAAGAUCCUUCCUCUUCAACGUUCUUCCAAUGCUGCAGAGAACAACUUGCGUUCAAUGGGAGUCCUCCCCAAUGAAACAUUUGGCUACAUUUGGAGGCUAACAACAGACGAUGGACCUUUGAAGGGCGACCCUCAGUGUCUGACGCAGCUGUAUCAGAGCACCUUUUCACCAGAGAGCGACUUGGCUUCCGGGUUGGUGGGCACCCUGCUUAUCUGCAAGUACGACGCCAUUGAUACUCGAGGACGGCUGCUGGGGCCUGACGAGAGGCAGAGUUUGAUAUUUGCUGUGUUUGAUGAGAACAAAAGUUGGUACUUUAAGGAAAACAUGAUGCGAUCCAGUCAAAGCUCAUACAAUGCAACCGAACCAGGAUUCUAUGAGUCCAACGUCAUUUACAGCAUAAACGGCAUCAUGUUCAGGGGACGCCAGUUUGUCGUGUGCCAGACCGAUGUCGUGUUCUGGCACGUGGCCAACGUGGGAACCCGGAGUGACUUUCUCUCAGUGUAUUUCACGGGAAACCUCUUCCACCGCCAAAGCCUGUACCAAUCUGUGCUCACCCUCUUUCCCAUGACUGCCGAAACUAUUCCCAUGGAAACCGAGCUCACAGGAGAGUGGGAGAUCAGCGCCUUUGAUAGCAGCCUUAAGAACAAGGGCAUGAGCAUCCGCUACACUGUUCUACCCUGCAACAACAGGGACGUCUCGCUGUAUGAUUACAACAUAGAUGAAAAUCUUUCUGACUAUCUGGAUGAAAUCCUUCCCCAGCCGAGAGGGCUGAGACCUCAAAACGGCACGGCCUUGAUUCGAGUCUGCAAAAGGCACCUUGCGAACAAUCAGAGUAAUCCCUUGAAUAUGAACCGAACUGAGGACACUGGUAAAAACUGUGAGCUGAGGAGAGUCCCGAUGGCAUUACUCGAAAAGAUCAAAUCUCCUGAACAGGAAGAAAUUCCAGAGGAUAUUCUGGGAAAAUUAGACAGGGAAGGGGUCUGGAACGCUCAUCAGAACCAAAGUGAAACUGGGGUCAAAAGGAGGAGAAGACAAGCAGAAAGGAACUGGACUGAAAGCGACACAAGUUUUGAGGCUCUAGGCGAUAAUGGGACUGCGCUAGAUUUUGUUGGAGAAAAUAUAAACAGCACAGCAAACAUUACUGCAGACAUUGAGGAGAUUGUUGAACAAGGUGCCGAAAAUUUGACUGACAUCAAUUCAGAAGUGAAAACCAAGGAACUUAGUGUGUCGCUUAGAGAAAAGAACAAGACGGUUAAACUGGAAGAGGACAACGACUUCACACUGAGCCCAGAAGUACAAAGAAGCAGCGAAGUCUUGGCUGAAAACAUAAACCAGAACUGGGAACUGCUGAGCCAGAUAUCUGGUGAGUCCGAUUGGCUCACAGACGACAUGCUGGAACUGUACAACAACAUCAGCGAUGCUAACACUACACAGCUGGGCUUCUCCUUAGAGUACGACGACUACAUCGAUGGGGGACACAGCACGGCAGAUGCGUUUGGAGAAGUGAACCCACGCUCUGGAGAAAAACGCCCUCGGCUCUACUACAUCGCUGCAGAAGAGAUCACCUGGGACUAUGGCAUCAGAACACCACACCAGUUCAUCAAGCGCAGACAAAUGCAGCGAGGGAUGAGGAAGUUCUUGCCCGAGUAUAAGAAGGUGGUGUUCCGAGCGUACAUGGAUGAUAAAUUCCAGCAUCCAAUUGGCAGAGGAGAGCUUCAGGAACACUUGGGAAUAAUGGGGCCUUUUAUAGGAGCUGAAAUAAAUGAACUCCUCACAGUGGUUUUUAAAAACAAAGCAAGUAGACCGUACUCCUUUCACCUUCAUGGAGUCUACGAUGGAAACCAAGGCUCUGGAUUGGGACAAGCUGGCUCCAAGGAUGCUCCAGUCGGCAUUCCCGGAGAGCCUGUUUCUCCAGGGGAAAUCCGGACGUACAACUGGAAAAUCAAUAAAAAACAAGGACCCACUGACUCUGAAUUCAACUGCAAGACAGGAGCUUACUACUCCACUGUGGACAAGGAGAGGGAUCUUCAUUCUGGUCUGAUUGGUCCGUUAGUGAUCUGUAAGGUUGGAACCCUGGAGAUUCAUCUUCACACAAAGCCAACAGUCCUGGACUUCUCUCUGCUUUUCCACGCCUUUGACGAAACCAAAAGCUGGUACCUGCAGGAGAACCUGGAGAAGUACUGCACCCCGCCCUGUCAGGCCAGCACAGACGAUCCCUGGUAUCACACAAGCAACACGUUUGCAGCGAUCAAUGGCUAUGUGGCAGAAACCCUACCAGGUUUGAUGGUUGCCCAGCAUCAACAAGUUAGGUGGCACCUGCUGAAUGUAGGAGGGGACAAAGAAUUCCACGCCGUGCACUUCCACGGUCUGCCUUUCACCGUUCACACCAAACAGGAGCACCGCAUGGGGGUGUUCAACCUUUUUCCAGGUGUUUUUGGGACUGUGGAGAUGACCCCCUCCACAGUGGGGACGUGGCUGGUGGAGUGCACCAUAGGGGACUACCAGCUGGCUGGCAUGAGAGCAAAACUGUUGGUUUAUGACCCCUAUUGUUCCAUCCCUCUGGGAAUGAAAUCAGGAUGGAUUAAAGACUCCCAAAUCACAGCGUCGGAUCAUGAAGGAAACUGGGAACCGAGGCUGGCGAGACUUGAGAAGUCUGGUUACAUCAAUGCCUGGAUGGGCCGAAGCAUCAAGUCAUGGAUACAGAUUGACCUUCAGAGGCCCACCCUGCUGCAUGGCAUUGAGACCCAGGGAGUGAGAUCGAGUCUGAGAGACCACUACAUCACAUUCUUUAACAUCUCCUACAGCCUGGACCAGAGGACAUGGACAGACUACAGAGAAUACAACUCCAAGAUCUCGACGAACUUCCCUGGCAACUUGGACAGCUCCACAGUGAGGCGAAACAGCUUUUUUCCACCUUUUGUGGCUCGCUACGUUAGGAUUCAGCCCUUUCGCUUUAAGCGGAAGCCCGCCCUGCGCCUUGAACUGCUGGGAUGUGAUGUCAACAGCUGCUCCUUACCUCUGGGACUAAAGAACAAGAUUCCUGACAGCAACUUUACUGCCUCCUCCUCUUACUCAUCUCUGGUGCGGAGCUGGAGCCCCAGCCUCGCCCGUUUACAUCAGACUGGCGGUGCCAAUGCCUGGAGGCCAAAGAACAACAACCCCCACGAAUGGUUGCAGGUGGACUUGGGCUCCGUGAAACGCAUCACAGGAGUCAUCACUCAAGGAGCGCGGUCCGUGCUGACGGAAAUGAUGGUGACGGAGUUCUCGGUCACCUACAGCCAGGACGAGCACACGUGGAGCAGUGUGUUGGAGGACAACUCCCAAAGAGAGAAGAUCUUCACAGGAAACAGCGACGUAGACGAGGAAGCGCUUAACUUUUUUGACCCUCCUCUGUUCGGCCGCUAUGUUCGGAUCCACCCGCGGGGCUGGAUCAACGACAUCGCCCUGCGUCUGGAGCUGCUGGGCUGCGUCACACAGCCGGGGGUCUGAAAGCAGCAGUUAGGAGCCGGAUUUCAAAGAAACUAUAUUGUUCUAUAGAGCACUUAAUUUAAUUGAAAAACUAAAGCUAUUUUGGCCAGAAUGUUGUUUACAUUUCCACUUUUUCUGCAUUCAAUGUUUGUGUUGAGCUUUUCGAGAGAAUGUUAAUGUUGUUGAGAACAGAUGUUUGUCAGAAAAAGUAUUUAAACUUAUAAAAGCAAGCGUGUACAUAUUCUAGACUCAGAUGUGAAGUUGGGUUAUCACUGGAUAAAGUUUUUGUGCUUCCUUUAACGUUUUAUAAAAACUGUUUCCAAGCA
Molecule: messenger RNA, 5543 nt
Organism: Oryzias melastigma (Indian medaka)
Lineage: Eukaryota; Metazoa; Chordata; Actinopteri; Beloniformes; Adrianichthyidae
Gene: f8
Product: coagulation factor VIII, procoagulant component
Exons: 27
Coding region: 136-5238 (1700 amino acids)
Molecular function (GO): oxidoreductase activity; copper ion binding
Source: RefSeq, a predicted model, not a curated record